AUGUUCCUCCCCCUCCCCACCACCCUCCUCACAACCAUCACAUCCAUCCUCCUCCUCACCCCCCCAACAACGCCCUACAAACCCCUCUCCCCCUCCUUCCUCCGCGCCAUCCCCUCCCCAGCCCACACCCUCGACGCCCACAACAGCACACUCCUCUCCCCUCUCCUCAUCCCCCGCGUCCCCGGCACGCCCGGCCAAACCACCGCCCAAAACCACCUCUCCACCUUCUUCCGCACCCACCUCCCCACCUGGACCCUAACCUGGCAAAACAGCACGAGCACAACGCCCCUCUCAGCCGGCGCGCAAGUCCCCUUUGCGAACCUAAUCGCGAGAAGGGAGCCACCGUGGGUUAGCGAGGGCCAGGCGAAUUAUCUGACGCUCGCGGCACAUUAUGAUAGCAAGUUUUUUGCUGCGGACGAGGGGACUUUUGUGGGCGCUACGGAUAGCGCGGCGCCGUGUGCGAUGUUGCUGCAUAUAGCAAGAGUGCUGGAACCGCAUUUAGCGCGCAUGUACGAGGAGAUGAGUGCACUGGGCGAGGGCGGGGAGGUGGAUAUGGAUAUGGGUGUUCAGAUGUUGUUUUUGGAUGGGGAGGAGGCGUGGGGCGAGUGGAGUGGGGAGGAUAGUUUGUAUGGGUCUAGAGCCCUAGCAACACACUGGCAAUCCCACCCAAACCCCCUACCCCAAACCUCCAAAUUCUACAAAAACCAAACCCCCUUAUCCCAAAUAUCCCUCUUCCUCCUCCUCGACCUGCUCGGCUCCGCCAACCCUACCGUCCCAUCCUACUACCCCACAACACACUGGGCCUACCUCCACCUGUCCCGUCUCGAAACCCGCCUGCGUUCCCUAAACCUCCUAGAAUCCAACCCCCCAACCCCGUUCUUACCAGAUGUGAAUAUGACAAUGGGUACAAACGGGGUGGAAGACGAUCAUUUACCUUUUCUGCAGAGGGGCGUGGAGGUGCUGCAUGUGAUUCCGAAUCCGUUCCCGGAGGUGUGGCAUACGGUUAGGGAUGAUGGGGGACAUUUGGAUGGGCGGACGGUGAGGGAUUGGGCGAGGAUUUUGGGGGCGUUUGCGUUGGAGUGGUUGGAUAUGAUGGAGGUGUGGGAUGAGCCUGAGUGA
Molecule: messenger RNA, 1119 nt
Organism: Pyrenophora tritici-repentis Pt-1C-BFP
Lineage: Eukaryota; Fungi; Ascomycota; Dothideomycetes; Pleosporales; Pleosporaceae
Product: Periplasmic protein TonB
Molecular function (GO): glutaminyl-peptide cyclotransferase activity; zinc ion binding
Source: RefSeq, a predicted model, not a curated record